Molecule: messenger RNA, 1035 nt
Organism: Pieris brassicae (large cabbage white)
Lineage: Eukaryota; Metazoa; Arthropoda; Insecta; Lepidoptera; Pieridae
Gene: CSN7
Product: COP9 signalosome complex subunit 7b
Exons: 4
Coding region: 139-960 (273 amino acids)
Biological process (GO): COP9 signalosome assembly
Cellular component (GO): COP9 signalosome
Source: RefSeq, a predicted model, not a curated record
UGUAAUUGUUAACUUGUAACGUUUUAUGUUCAAUAUAAAUAUUAUCAAUAAAUUAGUUUAAAGUUUCGUAGAUUAGUACUGUUUAUUGUUACACAGUCCACAAUAUAUUCUUGCUUAAAAUAUAAAAUUUUCUUCAAAAUGAAUUCAAUGUCUAUGGAUAAGGACGAUGCGUCGUCUCUUCUUUCCGUUGCUACUAAUCAUCCUCUAGAACAAUUUGUUUUAUUAGCAAAAGGUGCAAAGGGUUCUGCAUGUGCCGAACUCAUUAAACAAGUUCUGGAAGCACCUGGAGUUCAUGUCUUCGGAGAACUUUUAGAAAUGCCGAAUAUUAAAGAGCUUGAAACUGGACCCUAUGAAAAACAUUUUAAAACACUAAACCUCUUUGCAUAUGGAACCUACAAAGAAUUUUUGGAGAAUAAAUCAGAUUAUUUAGAAUUAACUCCAUAUCAGUGUAAGAAAUUGCAACAUUUGACAAUUGCAACUUUAGCCACACAAGAAAAAUGUAUUCCGUACAGUGUGCUAUUAAAAGAAUUAGAUAUUAAAAAUGUUAGAGAUUUAGAAGAUUUAAUUAUAGAAGCUAUUUAUGCUGAUAUAAUUCAUGGUAAAUUGGAUCAAGAAUGCAAACGUGUAGAAGUAGAUGUUGCAUUAGGCCGUGAUGCACGCUUAGAAGAUGCAGCUGACAUUGCAGAUGUUCUUGCUGGCUGGUGUAAUGCAUGUGAAGCUGUUCUAACAUCAGUAGACCGUCAUAUUGUGAGAGCUAAUAAUCACAAACAAAGAUCAAUUAGGCAUCAGCAAGGGAUUGAUCAAGAGAUAUUAUACAUAAAGAAGACAUUGAAGGCUCAAGCAGAAAAUGAUGAAUCAGCAACAGGUGGCGGCAGUGAAUCUCACUCUGCUCCUAAAAAGAACUCAGGCAAAGGCAAAAUACCUCGCAAUUCUGCAAAGUUUUGGCAAAAAACAACAUAACUUGUAUAUUUGUAAAUACCUUACCAUGUGAUAUAAUAUAAUUAAACUUUACUACUUGCAAGCAUUAUAAAACUA